CUCGGACGAGCGCUCCGCUGACGCCACGUCAACUGAAGACAAGCAAAGUCUGCGAAGAACAAGCACUCGCUUCCCGCUGUGAGUUGACGACGCAGCGGCCAUGCUGGAGCCGUCCUCGAGCGAAGACACCGGCGGAGAGUCCGACCCGGAAGUUGCCCGGGAGCCCACCGGGAGGGCAGACGGCUCCUCCGCGGUCAAGAGCCGAGCAGGCGGCAGCCGGCGGCGACAGCACACACCGCCGCACAAUCAGCGACAACCAGUCGCCGCCGCCGCCGCCGCCACCGGAGCCGGAGCCGGAGUCUCGUCCUCCGCGGCUGGAGUCGCCGCCACCGCCGCCGAGCAAAGUGCUCGCCGCCGCGGCUCCACAGGUGACGAAGAGGAGAGGCGAGAACGGGAGCGAGUGCGGCGGGAGGAAGAGGAGCACAAAGUCAAAUUGCAGAUUUACGUGUUCGUGCUGAGGUGCAUCGCUUACCCGUUCAACGCCAAGCAGCCCACCGACAUGGCCCGGCGGCAGCAGAAGGUGAACAAGCAGCAGCUGCAGGCGGUCAAGGAGCGUUUCGCCGCCUUCCUCAACGGGGAAACUCAGAUUGUGGCCGACGAAGCUUUCUGCAACGCCGCGAGGAGCUACUACGAGGGCUUCCUGAAGAGCGAGCGCGUGUGCCGCAUGGUUCAGAGCGGCAGCUGCUCGGCCGGCGACUUCUUCUCCUUCCAGCUGGACAACAUGGACGAGCAGGCGGCGCAGAUUCGCCGAGAGCUGGACGGGCGAUUGAAGCUGGUGGAAAGAAUCGUCACGGAGAGGAGAUGCCCGAAGUUCGUGUCGCCCGACAUGGAUGCCCUCUACGCCGACGAGCUACGCUCGUCCAUCAACCUGUUGAUGGCCAACUUGGAGAGCCUCCCCGUGUCCAAAGGAGGAGCCGACUUCAAGCAGAAGCUCAAGCGCUCCUCGCUCAACAACUCCUUCCUGGACCUCGGCGACGAAGUGGACGUCUUGUCCAAGUCGGACGUCUCGCUGUCCUUCACGCUGGAGGUGCUGGUCGUGGAGGUUCAGGGGCUGAAGUCGGUGGCUCCCAACAGGAUCGUGUACUGCACCAUGGAAGUGGAAGGAGGCGAGAAGCUGCAGACGGACCAGGCCGAAGCCUCCAGACCCCAGUGGGCCACGCAGGGCGACUUCUGCACAACGCACCCGCUGCCUUCCGUCAAAGUCAAACUCUUCAUGGAGAACACCGGCGUUCUGGCCCUGGAAGACAAGGAGCUGGGCCGAGUGGUCCUGAACCCCACCACCAACGGGCCCAAGCAGGCCGACUUCCACCGCAUGCUGGUGCCGAAGAACAGCCAGGACGCCGAGCUGAAGAUCAAACUGGCCGUGCGUAUGGACAAGCCGCCCAACAUGAAGCACAGCGGCUAUUUGUACGCGCUGGGACAUCGCGUGUGGAAGCGCUGGAAAAGGAGGUACUUUGUUCUGGUUCAGGUGAGCCAGUACACGUUCGCCAUGUGCAGCUACCGCGAGAAGAAGCCCGAACCGCAGGAGCUCAUGCAGCUGGAAGGCUACACGGUGGACUACUGCCACCCGCAGCCAGGCCUGCAGGGCGGCCGCGUGUUCUUCAACGCGGUGCGCGAGGGCGACCUGGUGGUGUUUGCCUGCGAGGACGAGCAGGACCGCGCGCUUUGGGUGCAGGCCAUGUACCGGGCCACCGGGCAGUCCUACAAGCCCGCUCCGCCCCCCCACGGCAACCACGCCAAAAACUGCGGCCCCGCCGGGAACAAGCCGGCAUCGCCCAUCAGUCUGGAUCCGUCCGAGCGUCAGGGCGUGGAGGAGCUGGUGUCGUCGGCGCCGAGCCGUUUCGACCACGCUCGCCUCUUCGCCCUUUUGCAGAGGCAAACGCUGCAGCACCGCAUGAACGACUCCUUCUCCUGCCUGGGUUGGUUCAGCCCGGGUCAGGUGUUCGUCCUGGACGAGUACUGCGCCCGCUACGGCGUUCGCGGCUGCCAUCGUCACCUGAGCUACUUGAAGGACCUGAUGGACUUCUCGGAGGACAACACGCUGGUGGACCCCACGCUGCUUCACUACAGCUACGCCUUCUGCGCCUCGCACGUGCACGGCAACAGGUGCACCAACGAUGAGGUGUCAGCGCAAACGCAAAGGAGCCGCCGCCAUCUGUUGAAGAUUCGCUCGUAUUCUUCUCGGGAGAAAGCCGCCGCCGCCGUCGCUGCCGCCGUCCUUCCCUCCAUCCGCAUCUCUGCUCCGUUUUUGUUUUGUGUGUGCAGGUACUGCUUCCCUUUCGGACGACCAGAUGGCGCACUGAAGGCCACCCUCUCCUUGCAGGAGAGGGUUCUCAUGAAGGACGUGAGCACGCCGGUCGGCUGCGAGGAGAUGAAGAAGGUGGUGCAGGGAUGUCUGGAGAAGGCGGCGGCCAUCAACUACAGCCAGCUCAUCGACUACGCCGACGUGAAGGCCGAGCCCGAACUGGACGCCGAGAAGAGGCUGCGGGACGCCGUCAGGCUAGCCGAGCUCGUCAUCGAAGUCUUGCAGCAGAACGACGAACAUCAUGCCGAGGCCUUCUCGCUGUGGCCCGAGCUGAUGCGCCAGCACGCCGAGAGCUUCUUGUCACUGUACCGCGCGGACAUGGACUCGUCUCUGCGGGCGCAGCCCGUCGAUUCGUGGAGCAGCUUUCCGCUCUUCCAACUCCUCAACGGCUUUCUCAGCGCCGAUCCCCAGCUGUGCAACGGGCCCUUCCACAAGCACCUCCAGGAACUUUUUGUCCCUCUGGUGGUGCGCUACAUCGACCUGAUGGAGUCAUCCAUCGCGCAGUCCAUCCAUCGCGGCUUCGAGCAGGAGACAUGGCAGUCCGUCAAAAACGGCUCCGCCACGUCCGAGGAUCUUUUCUGGAAGCUCAACGCGCUGCAGGCGUUCGUGUCGGACCUCCGCUGGCCCGAGGCCGAGUUCGCCGGCCACCUGGAGCAGAGACUCAAGCUGAUGGCCAGCGACAUGAUGGAGGCCUGCGUCAAGAGGACCAAAUGCGCCUUUGAGGGCAAAUUGCAGAAAGCCAGCAGGUCGACGGACUUGCGCGUGCCCCUCUGCGUCUGCACCAUGCUGAACAUCCUCGUGGACGCCAAGAGGCACUGCUCCAAACUCUGCGCGCUGGACACCGGGCAGGAGACGGACACACAAUGGCAACACUACCACUCCAAGAUCGACGUGCUGAUCGACGCCACCUUCCAAGACAUGAUCUCCGCUCUCGUAUCCAAGUUGUGUGCAGUGUUGGACGCGGUUCUGUCCAAGCUGUCGAGAUACGACGAAGGAACUUUGUUGUCGUCCAUCCUCUCCUUCACGGUGAAAGCAGCUACCAAAUACGUGGAAGUUCCCAAAUCCGGCUCGGACCCGGCCGACGCCUACGUGGGCUUCGUGCGGCAGAACCAGGACGUCCUGCGCGAGCGCCUCGACGACGAACUCUGCAUCGACAAAGUCUUUGACCAAUGGUACAGCGCGUCCAUGAAGGCGGUGUGCGUGUGGUUGGCCGAUCGGUUGGACCUCCAGCUGAACCCGUACCAGCUCAAGACGCUCAUCAAGAUGGUCAAGAAGAGCUACCGAGACUUCCGUCUUCAGGGCGUCCCGGACGGGACGCUCAACAACAAAAGCUACGACACCGUCUACAACCGCCUGACGGUGGAGGAGGCCACGCUGGCCGUCAAGGCGGGAGGCGGCCUGGACGGGGUCAGCAUGCGGGACAGCGACCAGGACGACGAAUGAACACCAACGACGGUCACGUCGCCCCAAAACUUCCAAGUGUCAAAUUAGUGAAGGAAACAAGCGGCCAGAAGCUAAGCUAGCGUAGCAUCCCUGUCGUUUUAGUGCGGCUAAUGCUAGCAAGCCGCACGCGGUUUGUUCCGAUGUGAGGUUUUUGGGAUACGAAAAUAGAUGAAUUCUUUUCUAACUUUUGGGACCACAAGUGUCAGGGAUAGCCUUCAACAACCGCCGGACCUCAUUUGACGGACUUUGAAUGGUGGCGGGUGUGUGUCGUGGUCCCCCUUCGACUUCCACUUUAGCGCCACCGAGCGCAUCGACUCCAUCGUCCGCCAAGUGUUUGAGCUGCUUUGAACUGUCGCGAACCAAAACAGCAGCGACAUUCUCAGAUGACUUGGGAGAAAAAAAAAACCCACGGGAACGGAUCAACACCUUCCUCAAAUAGACUCCUCCCAUUUUCCAACCCAUAAGAAUAGUUCGAUCC
Messenger RNA from Hippocampus comes (tiger tail seahorse), 4226 nucleotides. RefSeq names its product Ca++-dependent secretion activator 2 (gene cadps2). The transcript has 28 exons. Gene Ontology annotation, biological process: synaptic vesicle exocytosis; positive regulation of exocytosis; dense core granule exocytosis. Gene Ontology annotation, cellular component: glutamatergic synapse. Bases 101 to 3748 code for a protein of 1215 amino acids. NCBI's taxonomy places the organism in Eukaryota, Metazoa, Chordata, Actinopteri, Syngnathiformes, Syngnathidae. The record is from RefSeq and is a predicted model, not a curated record.